AUGCUGUCUGAUGAACAAAGAAUUGAUAAAGUGCAGCAAAAGUUGCUCAAUCAAGAGCAAAUUCGUUGUUAUAAAAUUUUAGAAAGACUAUUUUCUGUGGUUCAGUUUUUAGCUGAGCGUAAUAUAGCAUUUCAAGAAUCUGUUGAAAAACUAGGUGAUGCAAGAAAUGGAAAUUAUAUAUGUAUUAUAGAGUUACUUGGAAAAUUUGAUCCAAUAAUGCAGCGAAUUGUCAGAAAAACAACUAAUGAACAUCAUCUAAGUAAAACAAUCCAAAAUGAAAUUAUAAAUGUAAGAGGCAUUAAAAUUCGAAAUAAAAUUAUUGAACAAAUAAAAAAAGGAAAGUAUUUUGCUGUUAUUCUUGACUGUACUCCAGACAUUAGUCAUAAAGAACAAAUGUCUCUUAGCCUUAGAUAUGUUACAGACGGUACACUACCAGGUGUUCAGGCGAGAAUACUAAAAGAAAAUUCAAGAGCAUUUUUUACAUCUUGUACACGUCAUAACUACAAUCUCCUAUUAGGAGAUAUAGCCAAAAUUUGCCUAGAAGCUAUAACAUUUUUCGGUAUUCUUCAACGCCUGUAUGUUUUAUUUUCGGUAUUUACAAAAAGAUGGCUGGUGCUUCUCAAAUAUGUGAAAGAGCUUACUGUGAAACCAAUUUGUGAUUCCAGAUGGGAGUGUCGGAUUCAAAGUGCUAAAGCAGUAAGAUUCCAAAUAGGUGAAUUUUGCGAUACACUUUUUGAAGUAUCAGAAACCUCCAAAAAUCCACAAAUCAAAAGUGAAGCUGAAUUACUUGGAAACUUAAUGAAAGAUUAUAAGUUUUUUGGUAUUUUGGACUCUCUUUUAAGUAAACUUUAUUUAAAAAAAAAAAAAAAAGAAGAACUAAAAAAACAUGCAUUAGAUUUAGAAAUUGCUCUGACAGAUUCUAAGAUUAUACAAACGGAUACAUCGAAUGACACUGUGAAGCCUGAAGCAUACUUAGAAGGUAACAUGUUACUUGAAAAAAUAGAAACCCUAAAAUCUAUUCUUUCAUCUGAAUAUUCCCAAAACCCAUAUAAAAUGUUUCAAUUUUUAUCUGAGAAUGACAGAGCUACGGCAUUUUCAAACCUAUUUAUUGCCCUUCGCGUAAACUUAACAAUUCCAGUGAGCGUUGCCUCUGGAGAGAGAUCAUUUUCAAGAGGUUUUAUUUCAAAAUACAAUAAUGAUGCAGAAAAUUUUUUUCCUCAAUUUUAUGGACUUCUUUACGAAAAUUUAUUGCCAUCAAAGUUUGACUAUAUUUUACUGACCAAUACUUUGCUUACUGAAGUUAGAAAUCACAUACUUCGAGAUCUUUCAGAAAGUAAACAUAAUAAUUCAUCUAAUAGCAAAAUAUCGUCAUCUUAUCUUUUUUCUGAUAAAGAGUAA
This is a messenger RNA of Hydra vulgaris (swiftwater hydra), 1398 nucleotides long. The record is from RefSeq and is a predicted model, not a curated record. Lineage: Eukaryota; Metazoa; Cnidaria; Hydrozoa; Anthoathecata; Hydridae.